Messenger RNA from Hydra vulgaris (swiftwater hydra), 2097 nucleotides. RefSeq lists its product as uncharacterized. Gene Ontology annotation, molecular function: ATP hydrolysis activity; ATP binding; ABC-type transporter activity. The record is from RefSeq and is a predicted model, not a curated record. NCBI's taxonomy places the organism in Eukaryota, Metazoa, Cnidaria, Hydrozoa, Anthoathecata, Hydridae. Gene Ontology annotation, biological process: transmembrane transport. Gene Ontology annotation, cellular component: membrane.
UUUACAUUUUGUUACUAAUGAGGUUGUAGUUAGUUUUUAGAAAAAAGUAUAUUUGCGCUAGUAACAACAAGCAAGUAUUACAUAAAUGGCAACCCUACAAAAAAGUGAAGAAAUUUAUAUAAAGUUUGCUGAUCUGAACGUUAGUGUUGAUUCAAAAGAAAUUCUAAAAAAUGUUUGUGGAGAAAUAAACCCAGGAGAAAUAUUUGCCAUCAUGGGGCCGUCAGGUGCUGGUAAAUCAAGCCUUCUAAAUAUACUUGCUGGUAGGAGAACUAAAGGAGUUGUUUUAACCAGUGGGACAAUUUUAAUAAACGGAGAAAACUUUUCCAAGUUUUUUCGGAGAAAAAUAGGAUAUGUGAUGCAAGAGGAUAUAUUUCUUUCAAAUCUCACUAUCAGGCAAACGCUAGAAUUUGUAGGAAAAAUUAGACUGCCGGACAGCAUGAAAUGGGAUGAAAAGCUCGCUAUUGUUGACAAAGUCAUCGACGAUCUUGGAUUGCGUAAAUGUGAAAACACCGUGAUAGGAGGCAAUUAUGAUACACAUGGAUGUUCAGGGGGCGAGAGAAAACGAUGCAGCAUUGCUGUAGAACUUAUAACUAACCCUGCAUGCAUAAUUUUAGAUGAGCCAACUACUGGUUUAGAUUCUUCCACAGCAUUUAAUCUUAUAAAAACUCUUAAAAAUCUUGUUGAAAAAGAAAAACGUGCAAUUUGCUUGACAAUCCACCAGCCUUCCAGUCAAGUGUUUCAUAUGUUUGACAAGCUGAUGUUACUAUGCAACGGAACGGUAAUGUUUUUUGGAAAAAACUCGAAUAUUUUGCCUUUUUUUGAAUCAAUUGGGUUGCCUGUUUAUCCAAAUUGGAAUCCUGCAGAUUUUUUUAUUGAAAAACUUAAAAAAACAGAGGUACAAUCAAAAAUGGCCGAAGGAUUUAAAAUGUUUCGAAACAAUAUGGUUCAACAUGACCCUAUCUGUAUUCCUAAUGCCUAUGAAAACGUUGGUAGCGAUGAAUACCAAGCUUUAGAAAAUGAAUUGAAUUAUCGUACAGAAGAAACAUUUAAAUUUUCUAAACUUGAAGUUAAUAAAAAUAAAUGGCCAACUUCAUUUCGGACUCAAGUAUUUGCAUUAUGGAAGAGAUCUUUUCUUCAAGCAAAAGGUGAUGUUUUCAAUGCAGUAUAUUUUACAAGGACAAUUUUAGUUUCUUUAAUUGGUGGACUGAUAUGGUUUAACACACCUUUCGAUGCAAAUUCGAGGGUUGAUCGCGAGGGAUCGAUAUUUUUUGUUAUGAGUUAUUUGUUUAUUGAACUGGCAUUCGACACAAUAUUUUCUUUUCCUUAUGAGGAUAAAGUCAUUGCAAAAGAGAGAGCAUCUGGAAUGUACCGUUUAUCUGCGUUUUACACCGUAAAAAAUAUUGUUGAUUUAUCAGUUUUAAUCGUACCUCAAUCAAUGUUAUAUAUAAUAACAUAUUGGAUGAUGGGACUGAAUCGUUCUCCAAUUUUUCUUCUUGGUCUAUUUAAUGUGUUUUUAAUUACGGCCUUAUCUCAGUCUAUGGGACUUAUUAUUGGCGGCAGUGUUAAAAAUCUCCGAAAAUGCAUUCUUGGAGUUGUAAUAAUUAGCAUUGGUGGCUUAGCAUUAGGAGGUUUUUACAUAAAGAGGAUGCCUUCGUGGCUUUCUUGGAGCAAAUACAUUUCGGUUUACACCUACUUUUACAAUAUAUUUAUUAGAAUGGAGUUUGAAUACGCACAGGAAGUUUUUAAGUGCACACCAAAAUCUGAAUACCGUGAAUGCAUUUACAACAACCAAAGCAGUAUGACUGGGCCAGAAUUGUUGUCUUACAUAGAUCCGAUUCCUUUAAAUAUUUCGCAAACAAUAGCUUUUUUAUUGAUUUUGACCUUUGUUCUUCGGGUUGUAUUUUACUAUGUGCUUAAACAUUGUUGUAAAAUAAAAUAAUUACCUCGAUAGAAGUUUCUAAAAAAAAAAAAAAAAUUAAUUUUUUUUGAUACUUUUUACAGUUUACAAGCUCUUUUUCUACUGAUGCAGUUUCUGUAAUUUCAUGUGUUCCUUUGGGAUUAAAAGAUUUAUAGGGAAGAUUAAAUUACAUAUUCAUU